Zophobas morio is the source of this 479-nucleotide messenger RNA. RefSeq lists its product as uncharacterized. The record is from RefSeq and is a predicted model, not a curated record. NCBI's taxonomy places the organism in Eukaryota, Metazoa, Arthropoda, Insecta, Coleoptera, Tenebrionidae. Gene Ontology annotation, biological process: translation. Bases 39 to 479 code for a protein of 146 amino acids. Gene Ontology annotation, cellular component: ribosome; mitochondrial small ribosomal subunit. The transcript is spliced from 5 exons. Gene Ontology annotation, molecular function: small ribosomal subunit rRNA binding; structural constituent of ribosome.
GCUGGGAGUUUAAGGAGAAAGAGCCAUCUCUAUUAAAAAUGCCCGUUUAUGAAGCGCUUUUUAUUCUUAGACCAGAUAAUAUGGGACGCUUGAGGGGUUUUUUACAUCAAACGGCGAAUGCUAUUAUAGCGGAUGGAGGGACAGUUUUGAAAAUCUUUAACUUGGGCAAGCGUACAAUACCCCACAUAGCCAAGCGCCAUUUAGAAAAAUUUGAAACGGGAGCAUACAUGAGCCUGGAGUUUUUUUAUCCCGCUCACAAGAUAAACUCGUUCCGUUCAAGCGUGAACAGAAAUACAACAGUCAUAAGAGCGACGAUCUCAAAAGUGGCCGAAUUUCCGGGAAUGACAAGUAUGAAAGAAAAGUCGAAAGAAGUUAUUAAGUGUAUAGAGAAGUCUUCGAAACUAAGGAACAUCCUUGCUGUAGAAGAGGUCAUGAUAAGCGAUUUGGAGGCGGAAAGCAUCUUUAAGAAGUUUAUUUGA